Molecule: messenger RNA, 665 nt
Organism: Thunnus maccoyii (southern bluefin tuna)
Lineage: Eukaryota; Metazoa; Chordata; Actinopteri; Scombriformes; Scombridae
Gene: fabp2
Product: fatty acid binding protein 2, intestinal
Exons: 4
Coding region: 92-490 (132 amino acids)
Biological process (GO): fatty acid transport
Cellular component (GO): cytosol; nucleus
Molecular function (GO): fatty acid binding
Source: RefSeq, a predicted model, not a curated record
AUAGGAGGGUGGACGAUUUAAAAGGAGUGGCACAGGCUUUGAGAAAGACACUCCUUGCUGCAGAGUUGACCAGUCCUCCUUCACAGCCAUCAUGACUUUCAACGGCUCCUGGAAAAUUGAGCGCAAUGACAACUAUGACAAGUUCAUGGAACAAAUGGGCAUUAACAUGGUGAAGAGGAAGCUGGCUGCUCACGACAAUCUCAAGAUAACCAUCGAACAAACUGGAGACAAGUUUCAUGUCAAGGAGAGCAGCAAUUUCCGGAACCUGGAAAUAGACUUCACCCUGGGGGUCACCUUUGACUACAGCCUUGCAGAUGGAACAGAAGUAUCAGGCUCAUGGACUAUGGAGGGAGACAUGUUAAAGGGUGUUUUCACCAGAAAGGACAAUGGAAAGCAACUGACAACAACCAGAAUCGUCCAGGGAGACGAACUUGUGCAGAGCUACAACUACGAAGGUGUGGAUGCAAAGAGGAUUUUCAAGAGGGCUUAGAAUAAACUGAUCCACAACUCCUCAACGUGAGAUGUUUGACUUCAGGAUUACAAACAGUAUUGUGUUGAAUUAUCCAUUUGCUUAUAUCUGCUUAUUCAAAUGUAACCCGUAAAAUGUGCACUACUUGUAAUAUACAGUACAUAAAACAGUUUUGAAUUGCACCUGAUUUUUACAA